AGGAGGAUUUUUUCACCACUUUCUACCAUCCAAGAGACAUUUAAGAAGCCCUCCGUGUCGCCAUGCUCCCUGCUCAGGAAGCAGCCAAAAUCUACCACACCAACUACGUGCGUAACGCGCGUGCCGUAGGCGUGCUGUGGACGGUUUUCACCAUCACCUUCGCCGUCAUCACCGUGGUGGUGUUCAUCCAGCCCUACUGGAUCGGGGACAGCGUCCACACGCCUCAGGCCGGAUACUUCGGCCUCUUCCACUACUGCAUCGGGAACGCGCUCACCUCGGAGCUCACCUGCAAAGGGAGCGCGCUGGACUUCGGCUCCAUCCCGUCCGGCGCCUUCAAGACGGCCAUGUUCUUUGUGGGGAUCUCCAUGCUGCUAGUGGUGGGCAGCAUCGUCUGCUUCAGCCUCUUCUUCUUCUGCAACGCGGGGAGCGUGUACAAGAUCUGCGCAUGGAUGCAGCUGGCCUCCAGCACAUGCAUGGUGAUCGGCUGUAUGAUCUAUCCUGACGGCUGGGACUCAGACGAGGUGAAGCGCAUGUGUGGCCAGCGGACCGACAAGUACACCCUGGGCAACUGCACGGUGCGCUGGGCCUACAUCCUGGCCAUCAUCAGCAUUAUGGACUCUCUCAUCCUCUCCUUCCUGGCCUUCAGCCUGGGCAACCGACAGGACCAGCUGUUGCCAGAGGACUUCCAGGUGGAUGGGAAAGAUAAUGCCUAGGACCCGUGUGGACAACAGAGGGACGAGGAGAACUACAGGCAUGAAGGAUUUAAAUGUAUUCCAAGGCUUCAGGACAGUAAAUUACAAUCUAAAAAUAACUUACAAGAAGUUCAUCAUGCCCUUGAAAUAGUGACGGCUUAUCAACAGACUUUGGAAACAUGGGAAAAGUCACUUUCAACCUCCAGCUAAGAUAUCACAGCCUUAGAUUAGCUGUGAAUGGUUAUACUUGGGACUGUGCUUUCAGGCAAUUUAUUAUCCGAAAUGACCGGAGCAACUUGUUACUUUGGAGAGAGAACUGUCAUAAAUGCUAAGCACACCAAGUGAUAACAUUGUUUUAUUUCAGUGUCAGAACAACAUAAAUUUAAACAUUUUAUGUUAUCAUUAAAAAUAUGUUCAUUUUAAAUGCCAAUACCUGAUGUUAAAGGAGCAUUUUUGUGGGAUUUUGUUUAAAUCUUUGUGCUGAGUUAAAGUGAAAUCUGACACGUCCUUCUGUAUCCGCCCUCUAGAUGUCCUGAUGAUACAUUAGCUUAAUGAAAAUGUCUUCUAAUACGGAAAUCUUUGGGGAUUUAUGUCCACAAACGUUUACGUCAGAGAAUCGAAACACUGCAGUGGCAAUUUAAGAGGCAAAUGCAAUUUAAUAAGAUUUUGAAAUAUGUUUAUUUUUAUAACCUACAGAAAAAAAUGAACAAUCAUGAAGAGCGCAGACAUGGACAGAAGGAGAGGAGACUUUGUAGAAAAACAAGCAAAAUACUUCUGAGGGGAUUCAAAGCAUUAUUACAGCAUUUGUUUUAGUACAAUCCAUUAUUUUCAAAUCCAACACCUCCGUGUGCAGUGGAAACAAAGCUUUAGUUUUUAUACAACUGGAAGUCACCUGAACAUUCUUCAAGGAAUUUCUAAAAAGUGUAAAAAAAAUGCUCAAACCUUUCAGCUUGUGCCUUCAAUUUACGGUCAAACUGUGCAAAGCUUUCGCUGCAGAGAGGCAGAGACUAAAGGCCAGCUCUUUGGUGCACACUGGACGUGGAACCACAUAAAGGUUUUGAGUGUAGAAGAUUUGACUGUUGAUGUGAUAGUUAUAUGAAGCCUUGUUUUAACAGGCAAAAUGUUAUCCAGGUAUGAAACAGCAUUAAGUUGUCCUUUUUGUGUGUGAAGUAGGAAAAUAAUCUGAAUG
Molecule: messenger RNA, 1881 nt
Organism: Centropristis striata (black sea bass)
Lineage: Eukaryota; Metazoa; Chordata; Actinopteri; Perciformes; Serranidae
Gene: lhfpl5a
Product: LHFPL tetraspan subfamily member 5a
Exons: 3
Coding region: 63-713 (216 amino acids)
Biological process (GO): sensory perception of sound; detection of mechanical stimulus involved in sensory perception
Cellular component (GO): plasma membrane
Source: RefSeq, a predicted model, not a curated record